GUCGUUACCAAAGUAUCUGUAUUUGCACUAAAGAAAGUUCAUGAACAAUUUUUGAAAGUGUCUAACGCGACUUCAGAAAAUCUGUUACAACCUUGUAGUGGUACAUUCACGUUAUCAAUGGGUCUUCCUUGCUCUCAUACAAUUCAGAUGUAUCUCACCAACAAUCAGUGCUUGCAACUUACCGAUUUUCAUCAACAUUGGUGGCUUCAAAGAUACCAAUUGCCUCCACAAGCACCAACUGAAACUGAAGAUCCUUUGCGACAGCGGUGGCAAGAAUAUAACCAGCAAUUUGAAUCUUGGCCAGCUCACCAACAAAUAGCAGCUCUAGAUGAAAUGUCAAGUUUGUUCCAAGAGCCAGCUAUGAUCGUGCAAAACCCGCAG
Ambispora gerdemannii is the source of this 381-nucleotide messenger RNA. The record is from the annotation of a GenBank genome assembly. NCBI's taxonomy places the organism in Eukaryota, Fungi, Glomeromycota, Glomeromycetes, Archaeosporales, Ambisporaceae.